Trifolium pratense (red clover) is the source of this 3040-nucleotide messenger RNA. RefSeq names its product golgin candidate 1. NCBI's taxonomy places the organism in Eukaryota, Viridiplantae, Streptophyta, Magnoliopsida, Fabales, Fabaceae. The transcript is spliced from 21 exons. Gene Ontology annotation, biological process: retrograde transport, vesicle recycling within Golgi; Golgi organization. Gene Ontology annotation, cellular component: Golgi membrane; Golgi cisterna. The record is from RefSeq and is a predicted model, not a curated record. Bases 440 to 2560 code for a protein of 706 amino acids.
AUACACGUUAAAACGUGACAUGUACCUAGUACCUUAUUUAUUUAUUUAUUUUUAAUUUUAAUUUUGUCAAAAAAAAUAAAUUAGCGUUUGCGUAAAGAAACAUACAUUUCUGGAAAGUUAACAAUUCGGUGGUUGAAGCUUGAAAGCACGACGAGUUGCAAUUUACAAAAUCGAUUCCUGGGAAAAAUCACUUAUUUGAAAUUAAUCGAUUAUCUUAUUAUACUGUUUUUAUUUUAUUACCAUUACCACCAUUAUGUUUUUUCUUCUCGCGAUUGAACGUGUAAAUUGAGAACACAAAGAGAAAAACAACAGUAUCAGUGUUAUUGUGUGGAUUGUUAAAUCAUCAAAACGACAUCGUUUUACAAUGGAAGCUCAACUACUAUUGAAGAAUCUCUGAACGAUUUCUGCAUUCAAACGAAUCUGAUUCGUUUCUCUUACAAUGGCGUCUUGGCUCAAAGUCGCUGAAGAUUUAUUUGAAGUUGUUGAUCGAAGAGCGAAGCUGGUUGCCAGCGACGUAGCAGAAGAACAGUCUGAUUCUAAGUCUCCAGCUUCAAAUGGGCAAGGAUCUCAAGGCAAGAGGAAGAAAUCAAAACCUAAGAAGGGACCGUCCGACCCAUCUACUAUAAUUAGUGAUGAUGCUACUAAGGAGAAAAGUGGAUCUCCAGCAGCAACAUUGGAUGUAAGUGUAACAACACCAAGCGACAAAGUUGAUCCUGUAGCCAAAAAUGACGGGAGCGAUUUGAUUUCUACUAAUCAACCAAAGGAUCUGCAACCUACAGAUCCAACAUCUCCCAUAUUAGGAACUUCGUUGUCAAAAGAGCUGGCUAGUGAUACUGGUAAACAUGACACAGGUGAUGUGGAAGUGUUAGUACAUGAUGCUGACGUUGAUGUUACCACUACUAGUUCUGCAAAUAAUGAGCCUGUCAAAGAGAAUGCUUCAGAUACUCAUGAAGUGGAUCCUUCUCCUUCUCCCAAAGGAAUUAAAGACCACAACCAUGAAUCCACGAGUACCGAACCGAUUACAAAAUCUGGAGAUUUAGACUCCAAUCCAAAUACGGAUCAAGAAAAAACUGAACCUGUGGCUGAUGAUGUAGCUCCUAAUAGUGAUACUAUACUUAAAGGUUCUGAUACAAAAGCUGAACCUAUUGUGAAUCAAAAGAGCCAAGGGGAUCAUAAAACUGACAUCUCCCCCAAAAAAGUACAGGAUCAACUUGAAGAGGCUCAAGGAUUGCUCAAAACAACAAAAUCUACUGGUCAGUCUAAAGAGGCAAGGUUAGCUCGGGUUUGUGCUGGACUGUCAUCUCGUCUUCAAGAAUACAAAUCUGAAAAUGCACAGUUAGAGGAACUUCUUACUGCAGAGAGAGAGCUGAGUAAAUCAUAUGAGGCUAGCAUAAAGCAGCUACAAAAGGAUUUGUCUGAAAGUAAAAAGGAAGUUACAAGAGUUGAGUCAAAUAUGGCUGAGGCCUUGGCAGCAAAAAAUGCUGAAAUUGAGUCUGUUCUAAGUUCUGUGGAAGCAAUUAAGAGGCAGGCUGCAUUGUCAGAAGGAAAUCUAGCUUCCCUGCAGGCAAACAUGGAAUCUAUGAUGAGAAAUCGGGAACUAUCGGAGACAAGGAUGAUGCAGGCCCUAAGAGAGGAACUAGCAUCUGUUGAGCGAAGAGCGGAAGAGGAGCGUGCUGCACAUAAUGCUACCAAAUUGGCUGCUAUGGGAAGAGAAGUGGAAUUGGAGCAUAGAGCAGUUGAGUCAUCUACAGCCCUUGCGAGGAUACAGAGAAUAGCAGAUGAAAGGACAGCAAAGGCCACAGACCUUGAGCAGAAAGUGGCACUUCUCGAGGUUGAAUGCUCAUCUUUAAAUCAAGAACUGCAAGAUAUGGAAGUCCGUUUGCGCCGGGAACAAAAAAAAUCACCAGAAGAGGCAAAUCAAGUAAUUCAGAUUCAGGCAUGGCAGGAAGAAGUGGAGCGUGCUCGUCAGGGUCAGAGGGAAGCGGAAAACAAAUUAUCUUCCUUGGAGGCUGAACUACAAAAAUUGAGAGUUGAAAUGGCUGCAAUGAAGAGGGAUGCUGAGCAUUAUUCGCGUCAGGAGCAUACAGAAUUAGAGAAACGCUAUCGGGAACUGACUGAUCUUUUGUACUACAAACAAACACAAUUAGAAACCAUGGUCAGUGAAAAAGCUGCUACAGAGUUUCAAUUGGAGAAAGAAAUUAAGCAUCUUAAGGAGGCACAGGCAGAGACUGAAAGAAGUAGAGUUUCUCGUCGAGCAUCAUCAGCUUGGGAAGAUGAGAGUGAAAUAAAAGCCCUGGAGCCUCUUCCUUUGCAUCACCGACACUUGGCUGGUGCAAGUAUUCAGUUGCAGAAAGCAAUUAAAUUACUUGAUUCAGGGGCAGUCAGAGCCACAAGAUUUCUCUGGCGUUAUCCAACAGCUCGAGUUUUUCUAUUUUUCUAUUUGGUCUUUGUACAUCUCUUCUUGAUGUAUCUCUUGCAUCGCCUUCAGGUACAAGCAGACAGUAUGUCUGAUAGAGAAGUUGCAGCAUCUAUGGGACUUUCUAACCAGAGUUUACCAUGAGUUAUCUAAUUAUUCCAUUUAGGACUUUUCUGACUACAUAUUUUAAAGUGUACAUUUUCAAAGCACUGGUUUGGGUGGCUUGAUAACCGUUCAACAAAUACUCAAGUAUGCAAACCAAAGGUAGAACUGACAAGCAUUCCAGAUUGGAGUUGUGAAAUUUCAAAUUCUUUGAACUUAAUGAUGGUUAAAUGGAUCAAAGCAUCUCUUUCUCGGUUAGACAUUCCCUCGAAUCGGAUUGUUUUAAUAUGUUUGUUCUGUCCUUUUUUUUCUUAUGCUGAAAAUUGUAUUUUGGGGUGGAGGUAACAAUGUUGUAGAUACAAAUUUAUUAUAUAAUUUUUUGUUAUUUACCACACUUGAAAGAAGGAACUGUUGCACUUACUAGAUAAAUUGUUUAGCUUGGGAAUCUGAAUGUUGGUCCUUAUAAGAUAUAAAUGGAAAUAUCAAAACAUGGCAAAUGUAAUAUAUUUCUAUUGUGUUCUA